Messenger RNA from Exophiala spinifera, 1104 nucleotides. RefSeq lists its product as uncharacterized. NCBI's taxonomy places the organism in Eukaryota, Fungi, Ascomycota, Eurotiomycetes, Chaetothyriales, Herpotrichiellaceae. Bases 1 to 1104 code for a protein of 367 amino acids. The transcript has a single exon. The record is from RefSeq and is a predicted model, not a curated record.
AUGUCCUCUGCUGGGGAUGAUCGCGGAUACAAGGUUGUCUACACCAGCAGGAAGAAAGAUUCCGACCGCGUCGACGAUUACCGGCCGCGGCGAGACUACGAAUAUCCCAACGAACGAGAACGAGUGGUGCGUCGUGACUACCGUGAUGAACGGGUAGAGAUCGACAGGAGCAGCCGCAGCGACCUUGACACCCGCAGCAGUACCAGGACGACUUACAAGGUCGGCCGGGACAGGAAGUCCGAAGCGUACCUCAAACGUGGCGACGCGGUCGUCGUCGAGAGCCCAAGAGAGUAUGCACGUGCAGAGUAUGAGGUUAUUCGCCCUACGAGGAACGCCGAUGGUGCGUACGUGAUCGAUCUUGGAGGAGGCCGCCCUCGAGGCCGAGACGGCCGCGAUGCGAGAUCCUACGACGUCGACUCUCGCUCGGGACACGGCGAAGAUGUCGUCGUGUACGACGCCCGUGGACGAGACCGCGGCGUUGUCAAGGACUCCGUCUACAAGGAUGUGCAAGUGCUCGAGGACUACGAUGACGAUCCUCGCGACCAACGGGGCCGUCGCAUGGGGCCGUACGAGGACGAGGAACCAGCAAUGCGCCUACGGAGUGCGAUGAGGGGCAGAAAUAACUCCCCGCCUGAAAUUUGGGAGCGCAAGCGGUCAAGGAGCCGAGUAGGGUUCUUCAGAGACCAGGUCAGCCUUCACGACGCCAGCGAGAGUCGCCAUGAACGACCGGGCGCAGAGGCACACAUCGCGGGCAGAUACCUCGUCGGUCACAGGGGCCAACGUGUGCAAGACGACGACGACGACGACGACGACGACGACGGCAAUGAGGAUGACUAUCGAAAUCGGCCUAGAAGACGAUACGGACCUCAACGCAUGAGCGAUCCGCGCAUUACUGGCCAGGAGGAGUAUGACGACGAAAAACGCACAUUCACCGAGGAUGUUAUGAGGAGCUACGAGUAUGAAGACGAUUCCCGACCGCGACCAGCCUAUCCCUAUCCACCGCAAAGAAGCCGGUCUAGAAGACGACAAUCACGACGACAUGCCGACGAUUAUUCUGAGUACUCUGAACAUGAGGUCAGAAGGCGUACUGAAGAGUAUUACUGA